Molecule: messenger RNA, 1713 nt
Organism: Podospora pseudopauciseta
Lineage: Eukaryota; Fungi; Ascomycota; Sordariomycetes; Sordariales; Podosporaceae
Exons: 2
Coding region: 224-1405 (393 amino acids)
Molecular function (GO): protein binding
Source: RefSeq, a predicted model, not a curated record
AUCAUCACCAGCAGGAUUGCACCUUCCCUGAAAAGCCGGGCCAACUUUCGUCGCCGAGCUCUGGGCCUAUAAAUCUUUGCGCAGCUUGCAAAUUCUCUUCCCUUUCUUCUCUCUUUCACCACACCUCACACUCACGCUUGGAGUGCCUGGGGCGACAAUCCGCCAGCUCUCAACUCCAUUCAUAUCCUCAUUGACACUCACAAUCACAUACACAAACGGAAACAUGCCUCGCCCAGCGGCUAACUUUUUCGACCCCAGUUGGUUCGCCGGCCGGAUCGUGACCAUCUACCUUGGUCCUGAUCUCCAGGCGCGGAACGUUCACGAGAAAUUGCUGACGCAGAAUUCACCCUUCUUUACCCGCUUGCUUAGUGGCGGAACACGUGCGACGCUCACUUCUGGCGAGGGCCUUGCUGGUCCCGCCUCGCCUGCCAGCUAUCAGGAUCUCGGCCAGACUCAGGCCUCUGUUCAGCAGCCUCAUGGUUUUGGUCAGGCUCAGGGUCUUAGUCCAGCCUCCAGUCCUGCCAACACUCCUACUUCACAGAAUGAGGAACCCAUCAGACUUCCUGAUGUCGACCCCAAGCUCUUCAACAUCUUUCUGCGUUGGGGCUAUGGCAAUGCUUUUGCUCUCUCUGGCAACACGGGCUCGUUUCGGCUCCCGGCUCCUUACGAAGAUUCUGAAGGGGAGAGUGCCACUAUCCGUGAUUACCUCGGUGUCUACGUUCUCGGCUACAAAUUCGAGUGCGUCGGCCUCCGCAACGCCUGCGUUGAUGUCCUCUACGAUUACCUGGGCCCUGCCUCUGCCGAUCACGUCUGUCUCAGCAUGCAGGACGUCGCCUUUGUCUUUGAGAACACCCCCAAGGAAUCCCCCAUGCGACGCUUCCUCGUUGCCCACCUCCUCUUCUACAUCUUUUGCCUCAACCGCCGGGGCACACCCCUCCCAGAGGAAUGGGGCACCGUCCUUGAGAAGGGGGACUUUGGGAUCUCCUGGACUUUGAUCCGCAUGCUGGGUGACUGGAACUGGGCCAUAGGUGACAAUGUUCCGGUAAUGAUCAUCAAGCCGCGCUCCGAGUUUUAUGAGAAGACGCCCGCCCAGAUGCAGAGGCUGCAUUACCUUGCGAGUGUGGGACGCAUAAGCAGUGUGCCGGAGAAUAGCGAGAGCAGCACCAAUGCUGUGAUGAUCAAGAGGGAGGAUGGGGCGGUUGAGAGUGUUGGUCAGUCGGGUCUUCGACAGGCUGCCACGACGGUUCAGGGCUUGAAUGGGGAGGCUGCUCAGGCUCCGAUGACGCCUUCUCGGGGCAACGUCCUUCCUGGGUCGAGGGUUGGUCCUGUUCGGACUAAUCGCAGGUUUGGCCGUGGUGGUCCUGGGGGGGAUCACCCUGCUGAGCCGUACCAUAUUGAUGGUUGAGGGGCUUUUUUCUCUCGACUUCUCGCCUUUUCUUUCUUGGCCGUCUUCUUUUCUUCUGCGGUGUCAUUAUCGUCAACUUUUUCGGCCAACGGAUAUGGAAUAAGGUGAUAGAAGGGUGGCAUGCAUUUCCUUUCUCUCAUCAUCAAGGAGCAUGGCUGGCGUUUUGCGGUUUCUUUCAUGGUGCGAUACCCAGGGCGGCGGUUUUCACUUUGAGUUUCGGGAGGAAAGAGAAGGGAGGAGAGAGACUUGCCUUGAUGCAGCGUGGGGGUUUGCUCAGCAAGGUAGCAGGUUACUUUAGUUAGAGGGGG